Rhinopithecus roxellana (golden snub-nosed monkey) is the source of this 2532-nucleotide messenger RNA. RefSeq names its product NK6 homeobox 3 (gene NKX6-3). Lineage: Eukaryota; Metazoa; Chordata; Mammalia; Primates; Cercopithecidae. Gene Ontology annotation, molecular function: RNA polymerase II cis-regulatory region sequence-specific DNA binding; DNA-binding transcription factor activity, RNA polymerase II-specific. Bases 480 to 1271 code for a protein of 263 amino acids. Gene Ontology annotation, biological process: regulation of transcription by RNA polymerase II; cell differentiation. The record is from RefSeq and is a predicted model, not a curated record. The transcript is spliced from 3 exons. Gene Ontology annotation, cellular component: nucleus.
AGUCAAUCUUUCAAAGUGCAAUUUGUCUAGGAAAAGCCAAUGCGAGGCCCGUGUGCCCCGACCAAUGGUGGCUCGGCUCCGGCGGCUCAGCCAGUCUCGGGCCUGUAUUCUAAUGGGCCGUAUCUUUAUCAGGGAAAUGUUCGUUCUCUGAACUUAAAACUUCUCAUGUAGGGUCCCCAGACUCAGAGGCAGAAAGGGGGUCUGAGCUGAGGCGUAGGGGGCCACCCCGUCCAGCCAGGGCAAGGAGAGAGGCCAGGAGCCCUGGGGAGGCCUCCCACCUGCCCCAAGCACCUGACUUCCUAGCAGCUGACCCGGUGCGGGUGCCUGGGCCAGGGCCUGGCCGAGGCCUUAGGUGGGAGGCAGUCAGGGGCUCAGAGCUGGUCCUGACCCGCCAGGCCUGCCAUGAGAUUUGGGGCUAGAGUGUGGGCUCUUGGGUUUUAGGGGCCUGGAGAAGCCUUCCCUGUCCUGACUGGGAGAUCAUGGAGUCCAACCUGCAGGGGACGUUCCUGCUGAACAACACGCCGCUGGCUCAGUUUCCGGAGAUGAAGGCCCCUGUGUGCCAGUACUCAGUGCAGAACUCCUUCUACAAGCUCAGCUCCCCGGGGCUGGGCCCCCAGCUGGCCGCGGGGACCCCCCACGGGAUCACGGACAUCCUGAGCAGGCCCGUGGCUGCACCGAACAGCAGCCUCCUCUCCGGCUACUCCCACGUGGCAGGCUUCGGGGGGCUCAGCUCGCAGGGGGUGUACUACAGCCCCCAGGUAGGAAAUUUUUCCAAGGCUGGGAACGAGUACCCCACCCGGACCCGGAACUGCUGGGCGGACACGGGCCAGGACUGGCGAGGCAGUCGGCAGUGCAGCAACACCCCAGAUCCCCUGAGUGAGAGCAUACACAAGAAGAAGCACACCCGGCCCACCUUCACGGGGCACCAGAUCUUUGCCCUGGAGAAAACCUUUGAGCAGACCAAGUACUUGGCUGGCCCUGAGAGGGCGCGGCUGGCAUACUCCCUGGGCAUGACUGAAUCGCAGGUCAAGGUGUGGUUCCAGAACCGCAGGACCAAGUGGCGAAAGAAGAGCGCCCUGGAACCCUCGUCCUCCACGCCCCGGGCCCCGGGCGGCGCAAGCGCAGGCGGGGACCGCGCACCCUCGGAGAACGAGGACGACGAGUACAACAAGCCGCUGGACCCUGACUCGGACGACGAGAAGAUCCGCCUGCUGCUGCGCAAGCACCGCGCCGCCUUCUCGGUGCUCAGCCUGGGAGCGCACAGCGUCUGACGCCCGCCGUCCAGGCCCGGGAUUCUGGCUGCAGCCCGCGGGGGAAUGCCGAGGAGCCUACCUUCCCCUCCCCUUCCCCACGCUGCUGGGGGCUCAGGGACUGAGUCUUCUGAUGAGGAGCGCAUGGAGGAGGUGGAGGAGGAGCGGCAGGUGCAGGGGAGGAGGCGGAAGAAGAGGAGGGGAGGCGGGAGGGGAGGAAGAAAAGGAGGGAAAGGGGACAGGCAUCCUAGCUAAGGGAGGAGGAGGCCAAGAGGGAGGCACAGCACUCCUGAGACCUGGAAGCCGCUGCCCCUUGCACCUCCGCGGGCUUCGCCUGCCACUUCUGCAGAUUCACAAGUGGACAGAGGACUAAAAUGACCAGGCUCUGCAGCCAGUGGGGUCCCAGACAUGCCACUGUGAUCCAACUUUUGUGGGGGUGGGGGGCAGGACAUCCCAGGAAGGAAGGCAGCUGGCUGGGGAGUCAGAAGACCAGAGUCUUGGGCCCCAAGCCAGCUGCUGGCUGCAGAAGAAAAGACAGGUGAGUGGCCAGGUGCACUCCUCAGACCUGUGCACAGGACGGAUCCCACUGGAGGGGCCAGAGUUGAGCACCUAAUCCAGGCUGCAGGAAUCUGCCUCCAGGAGGGGAAGUGGGACAUCCCAGUGAAGAAUAAACGCCCCUGACACUCCAGAAUGAUGGCCCCUGAGCUGCGGAAAUCCCCUUGGCCUCCUUUCUCCGAUUUACCCUCAGGGUCAAUACCUCUGAGACCGGAAGACUUGGAAAAUCCCUGACAACCGGGAAAAGGGGAGGGUGCAGGGAGAAGUGAGGAGGGGACAGUGUACCCAAGGGCUGCCCACCUGGGCAUCAUUUGGUGCAGAUAUAAGGACAGGCCCACCCAGAGAGAAGGAGCAUCCCAUCUGGGGAGGAAAGGAAGGGCUGGGAACAGUAUCCCUCCAACAAGGCAGGAAAGGAGAAGGAGAGCCCCUCCAGCUGGGUGAAGGAUGCCAGGGAGGGGCUGAACCACGGCCUGCUGGGAAUCAUGGCCCUUCCUUUCCUCGGACAAUCUUGCGGUCUGGCACUGGAGCUGGUGCUGACAGGGACGCUGGGCAACAGAGUGGUAUUUUUCACCCAGGUGAUCUGAGUUGCCGGCAGGUAGGGGGUGGGCUGGGGGAGGCGGGUGGGGACUGGUGGUAGAAGAAUGCAGCCCAGAAGGGACUGAGCACUUGCCCAUCCUUGCUGGCUUUCAAAAAAUAAACAGUAAAAAUAAAAGUCCCAUGAACCUUA